Messenger RNA from Drosophila serrata, 1977 nucleotides. Its product is annotated as PIH1 domain-containing protein 1-like. Lineage: Eukaryota; Metazoa; Arthropoda; Insecta; Diptera; Drosophilidae. Gene Ontology annotation, cellular component: ribonucleoprotein complex; R2TP complex; cytoplasm. The record is from RefSeq and is a predicted model, not a curated record. Gene Ontology annotation, biological process: box C/D snoRNP assembly; rRNA processing.
UUAAACCCCAGAGAAAUGCCACCGAAUUUUAAUAACCUGGGUGCUAAUCCUGAUGGAAAUUUCAAUUUUCGUGCUCAACAAUCACGAGAAAUGCCGCAGAACCAAAACAAUCAACGAUUCAACAACAAUCGAGGGCCAAAUCAUGGACAACGUAAUAAUGAUUAUAUGACCAAUCUAGAAGACAACCUAGAUGGAACUCCAAUGAUCGAUCAACGUCAAGACAUUGAUGACAACUUUUUGGAGUCCAGGGACCGACCCCAUUCUGAUUAUCGCGAAAUGCAACCUAACUUGUCUCCACAAAUUGGUCGCAAUUAUCAGCGCAUUGUCAAUAAUAAUCAAAUAACCCUUUGUCGUCAAGAUUGGAUUGAAGCUAAUAGAAUGGAACUAGAUAAUCGCAAUAGGCCGAAUAAUCCCAACUUUAAUGACAACUUUCGGAGACGCCAAUUUGAAGAUCAAGAUCAAGGUUAUAACGAUGACCAAAUUAUGGAAGAUAGUGAUCGCUUUCGUAGUCAGCAGCAGCAGGAUGACUUUGGAAGACCGGGUUUCCGAGGUCCAGAAGAUCAUGGAAUCCGAACAUCUUUCAACGAGUUCGAGGGUAAUCAGGGAAACAUUAUAGUUCAGCGGAACAAUAAUCCUAAUUACCAUGGACGUGGACGCAACGAUCGCAACGAUAGGCGUCAUUUCAAUGAUGAUAACUAUGAGAUCGAUCGUGCACAAUCGAAUGACUCUGUCACAUUCCGAGGCUCAAAUAACUUCGAUGUUUCCGCUAAGCGGUAUCAGCGGAGAUCGGGUUCGGGAGAUCGUCAUCAUUCCCAACCUGCCAAUCCCAAUCAAAACCGAUCUAAUCAAGGCAGAAAUGCCCCAAAUCCCAGACAAACCAAUACAAGUCAAGAUCAAGCAAUGGCCAGGAACAAUUAUAGUUCAGGUCAAAACCAAAGAUCAACUUCAAAAGCCAGUCAAGAUCGCAAUCCUAAGAAAAUCCCAAGUACAGGCGGGUCGAGAACAAAUGAAGACCGCAUCCCCAGAUCAACUUCGUUAGCAAGUCAAAAUCGAAGCACAUCUGGUGGUGACAAACCUAAACAAGAUCGCAUUGCUGCAUCCAAAAGUGUGAAGCCUGGAGAUGCCAACCUAAAGAAACCAAUGCAAGCAGGACAAAGGAAUCUAGGUGGUGUUAAACAAAAUCGUGUCUCGCCCCAAACCAAAUCAAACCGAUCGGCAAGUGAAGCCAAAACCAACUGCGGUGCAUCAAAGACAUCUACGUCUAAAGAAGCCAAGUACAAUGCGUCUGCGGAGAACGCACGUGUUGGACAAAAGAGAAAAGUAGAGAUCAAAGAGUCCGAGUCGAAUCGUCCCUCAAAAGUGGAUAACAAACGCAAAAAGAUGACCCCGUCGCAACCUGAAUUUAUAAUCGGUGGCAUCAGCCUGCCAUACAUUAAUAACAAUAACAAGAAGCUGCCACAAAGCGAGGAUAUGUCUUAUGCAGUGACCUUUUUCGAGCAGACUCCGAUAUAUAAUACAAACAUAUAUGUCCUCGACCAUGGCCAAAUGGAUGAUGCCCAUGAAGAGGAGUCGGAUGCCGAGUCGCUAGGCUCGAACCAAUCAGGAUCAAAAGGAAACAAACUGAAUUCAAAGAAAAUUUUACAAAACAAGCUGAAGAAUGAAUGGCUGGCUAUCUAUCGGGGAAUAACUACAAAGACUGGUAUGCGUGGUGGAAGGAUUACAAGUGGUGCGGCACCGAGAUCAACAAAGAGCUGGCCAAGUUCGGCGAUCGCACUUUGCACGAUCGAUUUAUUCCCAAGUAUCCAACCACGGAAAUUAUGGUCCGCGAGGUCUUCAGAUGCGGCCGCAAUGGUCUUGAGAAGAAUACGUUCAAUCACUCUGGCAAUAUGCGCUCAAUUUUUAUGAUAAUGAACGAGACGUUUCUUGAGGCUCUAACCGAUGAACAGAAGGAGCAACUGCAGGAUCUAAUUCGUUGCA